UAUAAAUAAUGCAAGAAAAAACCUGUCAGGCUGUUUCAUUUGCUUCUUUGCGCGCAAGGUGUGUGCCACGCUUUCAUCGAGGCCUGCACACGCACUGAACUCCCUGAUGGUAUUUCUUGUGUGUCUGUUCCUGUUCCUCUGGGUAGACCAGUGUGAACCUGGAGCCUAUCCUCCACUAUCUGCAAAGGAAGAAUGCACGCUGGCGUUGUCGGAGCUGAACCAGAGCAUCCAGAGGCUGAAUCAGAAGCUGUACCUGGGCGACUGGCAGCUGGAGAAACUCAAGCGGUACAUCUACUUCCCCCCUCUCAAAGAGCAGCCCGCGGCCACGCCAAAUGACACAGCCACCUUCAAGACAUCCGCUCCUCUGCUGCCGAUGGGGCCCGGCAACUUGCUGGUUCAUGAUAAAGACUGCUCUGACUUAUACGACCGACUGCGACCGCCGAGUGGGUUCUAUCGCAUCAAGCCCCGAGACCGGGCCGAGCCCUUCCUGACUUACUGUGACAUGGAGGACGGCGGGGGCUGGACCGUGCUGCAGAAGCGGCGAAACGGAAAGGUAGACUUUAACAAAGACUGGGCAGAUUACCGCGAUGGCUUUGGAAAUUUUGAGCUGUGGAACGAUGAGUUUUGGUUGGGUAACGAGAACAUGCAUUCUUUACUCACUGGAGAUGACUAUUUGUUGAAGAUUGAUCUCAUGGACUGGAAUGGAGAGAAAAGUUUUGCUAUCUAUGACCGCUUUAAGAUAUCAGAUGAAAAGGAUCGGUACAGGCUGAGUGUGGGGGGGUACAGCGGGCCGGCGGGGGACGCCCUGUCUGGCGGCUCCAACAUGGUGGAGCAGUGGUCGGCCUCGCUGGGGGGCAUGCAGUUCACCACCAGGGACGAGGACAACGACCGCUACACACAGGGCAACUGUGCCGAGGAGAACAAGGGCGGCUGGUGGUACAACAGGUGUCAUGCGGCCAAUCUGAACGGGCGUUACUACAGGGGAGGAGCUUACAAGGGCGACAACGAUGACGGCGUGGUUUGGGGCUCCUGGCGCGGCCUCUGGUACUCGCUCCGCCACACCACCAUCAAGAUACGCCCACUGCACACCAUGGAUGGCCUGGGCAGCGGGGCCCAGCCAGAGGGCUAGAGCGAGGCAAGAUCAGUCCAGAUUGAAUGAAUGAAA
Engraulis encrasicolus (European anchovy) is the source of this 1165-nucleotide messenger RNA. It is a transcript of the gene fgl1b, whose product is annotated as fibrinogen like 1B. The transcript has 8 exons. Gene Ontology annotation, biological process: blood coagulation. Bases 107 to 1129 code for a protein of 340 amino acids. The record is from RefSeq and is a predicted model, not a curated record. NCBI's taxonomy places the organism in Eukaryota, Metazoa, Chordata, Actinopteri, Clupeiformes, Engraulidae.